Rubroshorea leprosula is the source of this 1454-nucleotide messenger RNA. The record is from the annotation of a GenBank genome assembly. Lineage: Eukaryota; Viridiplantae; Streptophyta; Magnoliopsida; Malvales; Dipterocarpaceae.
AACGCCCCUACUUCUGGGAAUGAGGGAGGCAAAAUGGUGAGGAAAUAACCAGACCCUUUCCCUUCCUAUCCCUUUCUCAGUUCCUUGUGCCGGCACCCAUCGAUUCCCACGACUCUCGAAUCCUUAAUCAAAAUCCGAAGCAAGUAAUGCCGGAUCAACUAAUUAUUCACCUGGUCAUUUAAUUUGUUCCAUGGGGGAGCUGGCAGUUGAUAAGCAUGUUCAGUACAUUAUAUCUGUGGAAAAAAGGAAGGAUAGUUUUGAAUCUGUGGUAAUGGAGCACCUGAGAAUGAAUGGGGCAUAUUGGGGAUUAACUACUCUGGAUCUUCUAGGAAGGCUAAAUGCUGUUAAUGCCAAUGAGGUUUUAUCAUGGAUCAUGAAAUGUCAACAUGAAUCUAGUGGGUUUGCCGGUAAUGUUGGGCAUGACCCACACAUACUGUAUACUCUCAGUGCUGUCCAAGUUUUGGCUCUAUUUGACAAGCUAGAUGUUCUUGACAUUGAGAAGGUUGCAAAUUGUAUCCUCUGGCUUUCAGCAUUUCUUCAUGUUUGGCCAGAAAUUUCUUCUGUUUUGGCCUUAAGAAAUAGUUCUUUUGGGGAAGUUAUUCUAAUACCAAUUUCGCCAAAUGUGCAAAUUGCCCCCAAAAUUAUUACUUUGAAGCAAAUCACCACCCAAAAAAAAUAUUGACGCAAUUUGUCACCUCUAAUUUCCAUUUUCAAGAUAUUUGAAGUCUAAUGGAAAGUUAACGGUAACCAUUAAAUUUGAGCUGAUUUUUUGAAAAUGGAAAUUUAGGUGGCAAAUUGCGUCGACAUUUUUUUGGGUGUUCAUUUGCUUCAAUGCAACAAUUUUGGGCAGGAAUUUGCACCUUUUCAUUACCAAUUUCCAUCUCUUUCCUGAUGCUUUUCAUUCACUACUUAAUUCUAAAUCUUAGUUCCCUUCAUUAUUCUUCUAAGUUGUAAUAAAUGAGAGGUUCAGGUAUUGACAUGGUAAGAGACAGAGAUGCCUUCUUUUAGUAGAGCAAAAUACCUGUAUCUCUCCCUUUUUAGUAAGAGUUUGGUGUUGGCUACACAAUUGACCAUUUGACCAAUAGCUUUAGAUUAUGUUAAAAUGAGCCGUUUUCUUGUUUGGCUUAAUCUAUAAUCUAGAUAUUUCUCAGCUACAAAACGAAGAUGGGUCUUUUUCUGGUGACAUUUGGGGUGACAUGAAUACACGGCAUGUUCUUCCCCAAUCAUCUUUUAUUUCUUCAUAUUCUGGUAUUAAAGCUCUCUAUUAGCAAUUGAAUAUCGUUUUUGAUUUUUAGUUUCUCUUAUAUUGCCAUAUGUUGUCUUUCAAUAUUACACUGUCUGGAGAAAAUCAAUGUGGACAAAGCUGUCAACUACAUUCUAAGCUGCAAAAACCUGGAUGGUGGUUUUGGAUGCACGCCUGGUGGGGAGUCCCAUGCAGGGCAAAGUAGGUUCUA